This is a messenger RNA of Amaranthus tricolor (Joseph's coat), 3109 nucleotides long. RefSeq names its product transcription termination factor MTERF9, chloroplastic. The record is from RefSeq and is a predicted model, not a curated record. Gene Ontology annotation, molecular function: double-stranded DNA binding. Bases 30 to 1682 code for a protein of 550 amino acids. Lineage: Eukaryota; Viridiplantae; Streptophyta; Magnoliopsida; Caryophyllales; Amaranthaceae. The transcript has 7 exons. Gene Ontology annotation, biological process: regulation of DNA-templated transcription.
GUAAGUUGCAAGUAUGUUUUAAGAGUUCCAUGGUGGUUAACCCUCUUAUCCAUUUCCUGUGGUCCACCACACUCCACACCAUGCCUUUUCCCAGUCCUCGCAUCACAAGAUUCAACAAAACCAAGACGAACGAGAAGAAGAUGAUAAACCCAUUAUUAGAUUCUCAUUUCCGUAUAUUCAUUCUUUGUCCUCUCCUUCCUCCAUUAAUGUCUACUUUCUAUCCUUUCCCUCUUCCUUCAAUCUCUCCUUACCUCCAUUUUCUCUCUCCUUCUUCCUCCAUUGUUGAACCUCCUUUCUUUUCUGGCCCCCAUUUUCACCUCCUAAUUUCUCCCCCUUCUGCUCACUCUAACCCUACGCUUUUAAAGCCUAAUCGUCGUUCUCAAUUUGGGGAUCCAAUAUCUACUUUUGACGAUGAUGAGGAAGAGGAAGAAGAUGAAAUUGUCGAAGAUUCGAAUUCAAAUUCUUGUCUUGAUGAUGAUGAUGGUGGUGGUAUUCCUUGGUUUAAUGAUGAUGAAGAUGAAUUUGCAGAACCAGCAAACCUGAAUAGGGGUCAACAAAGAUCAAAAUUGUUGGCUGCGACCAAGCUGAGAUCAGGAACCCGGAAGAAGACAAGUGGUGUCAAUGGGAAAACCAAUGGCAAAGGGAAGUGGGAAGGAAAGAAAGGUCCAAGGAGGAAAUACUCUCAGCUAGCUGAAGAAUUUCGGCUAGAUACCAGAUGGAUUCCCCUUCUUGAUUAUCUGAGCACUUUUGGCAUCAAAGAGUCUCACCUUGUUCAGAUGUACAGGAGACACACAAAUGCCUUUCAUAUCAAUGUUUACUCUGCUCGGGAAAGGUUGAAUUACUUGUUGGAUGUUGGUGUCAAGCACAACGAUAUCAAAAAGAUGCUAUUACGGCAACCUCAAAUUCUUGGUUAUACUGUGGACAGCAAUAUGAAAUCCCAUGUUGCAUUUUUGUUGGAUUUGGGCAUCCCAGAAUCUAAGAUAGGACAAGUAAUCACUGCUGCUCCAUCUAUCUUCUCAUAUAGUUUGAAAAAUUCUUUGAAGCCCACUGUUAGAUACUUGAUCGAGGAGGUUGGGAUCAAGAAAAGUAAUUUGGGUAAAGUUGUCACUUUGAGCCCUCAAAUUCUUGUUCAGCGGGUCGAUGUCUCCUGGAAUGAUCGCUAUGAUUUCCUUUCAGAAGAGCUAGGAGCUCCUAAAGAUAGUGUUGUGAAAAUGGUUACAAAACAUCCCCAGCUUCUUCAUUACAGUAUUGAAGAUGGAUUAUUGCCCCGGAUUAAUUUUUUAAGGAGCAUUGGCAUGCAAGAUUCUGAAAUCUUGAAAGUUUUGACAAGCAUCACACAGGUUGCGUGCCAUCUUUUUGUGCAGGUACUGUCUCUGUCACUAGAGGCAAACCUUAAGCCUAAGUACAUGUAUUUAGUCAACGAACUUCAAAAUGAAGUGCAAUCCUUAACAAAAUAUCCCAUGUAUUUGAGCUUGUCACUAGAACAAAGAAUUCGUCCUCGGCAUAGAUUUUUGGUUUUCCUGAACAGAGCACCUGAGGGACCGUUUCCUCUGAGUUCUCUGGUUCCAACAGAUGAAUCUUUCUGUCAGCAGUGGGCUGGAACUAGUGUUGAUAAGUACUUAGCAUUCAGGCAGAGCCUGAUGCUGAAAGAGUUGGCAAAAAAAUAUGAGAAGCAAGGAUAAAUUGGGUUGCCUUUACAAGAUUAGGACAAAUCCGAUACCCACGCCCUCCUUUCAUGAGACAAUUUACUCAAAUUUUGGAUGAAGUUCGUAACUAACAUUUGAUCUCGUGGUCACAAUGGAAUCGAGAUAAAUUGUAUACACUACAGAUAUGCAACAAUCAAUGCAUAGCUAUCAUACAUUCAUACAAAUGUUUUUUUCAAGCCCAUGACACCUCAAGAAUAGCGGUGGAUGGCCAAUUUUGUAGAAGUAUCAUAAGGCAUUAAUGGUUUGCAGUUGUGCAGCUAAGGCCGUCUCACAACAGAGUAUCUAUUCUUUUUAAUUCAAAGUGCCUUAAUAUUCGUUAUUCUAAGUAUAAUUACCUUUAAAUAUUUACAUCAAAUACAAACAUGAGUUACGAGGAAGUUUCAUCUUAUAUCAAGCUUAGUUGAUCAAGUACUGAUCAAGUACUUCUGGACUCUGGCUCACUUGAUAAGGAUUCCUACUAGGGGGAAUGCCAAAUAAGGCCUUUUGGCUAGGCCCAAUGCUAGGGAAGUCCAAACUUUUCAUUAUUGAAUAUAUCACCAAUUCUCUAUUGGGUCAUCACAAACUAUUUUAAAAAAAUGCUUCUUGUACAAGUGAAAAUUGAGUUUCUAUUGUUUUUUUUAAUGAUUGUUUUUACUAAAUGAUCUUUUAUAUGGACUUGUCUCACGGUGAAACGGUCUUAUAGAAGACUAGCUAUAUAUAUAUAUCGAUUGUCCGUGGCAGUUUUAGCAGAUAAGUCCUGCAUGGAAGAAACUUCUUCACCACUGUCCAGUUGUACUUUUCUUAAUGGUAAUAAUUUAAAGGGUAAUAAUGCUAAAUAUUCAAAACAACAUUUUUAUGUGUAGGUUCAUGCCAUUUGAAUUCAGGAAGUAAAACAUUCAUUCCAAAAGAUCAAUAUAACAUAAUCUCAUUUGUCCUUUGAAGGCAAAGUGUUUGUGGGCUCCACUCACCUGGAAUUUAACUAUUUAAGAGGAAAAACCUAUAUGCUCAUGCACAUCCUUAUGGCUAUCACAUGAUCUAAUAGAGAUAAUUUGAUAAUUUGUGGCUAGGAAUUAAGAUGGCCUAUAAAUGGAUAAUAUGUUCUUUUUAAUUGGUAAGAAAAUUAUAUAGGCUUUUUCAUGAUUGUUUUUCAUAAUCCCCUCAAACAAUACAAGGUGCAUCACACUAAUUGUUUUCUAAUGAAUUAUACUAUUUAUUAACUUUCAUCAUGACAAUUCAUAAUUGCAAUUAAAAUGGGGCAUGCCAAAUUUUAAGGAUUAAGGAUUCACAUGUGUACCAUAUCUUUUUGGGUUAAAUUUAAUGCGCGCAUUUUUCUUUAUCUUCUCCUUGGAGGAAACACAAAUAUAAUAUGUGCGCUAACUGCUUCCCUCGCAUCUUGAAUUGUGAGGGAUACUGAAUCGAUAACU